AUGUCCUUCCGGCCAAUGUUCCGUCAGCGAGCUGUUGCUCCAUUCGCUGCCACCCUUCUUGCUGGCGGCGUCGCUCUCUAUCCCAGACGGACUGUAUACGCUGAGGAGCCCCUGGAUAACAAAAAACCCAUCUAUGAUGACUUCUCAUCCGAUCUCCCCGAACCCGCCGUGCUCCCUCCUCUUCGCAAAUCGACCUCCUCGUCCUCGCCGACUCCCACCGACAUCCUGACGGCCCAGGUCCGCCAGGCCCGGCUCUUCCUCUACGCUCACUCGCUCGCCGCCGAGAACAGCUUCAACGCCUUCCUCUCCCGCGCCCUGAACAUCGAGAACGCCUUCACCAACACCGUCGCCUCACUCGCUCCCUCCCCCGAGUCUGGCGAGCGCCUCCUCCCCGGUGGCGUCUACGUCGUCGUCGCCGCCAUGGCCGGCUCCAUCGUCUCCCGCAACCGCGGCAUCUUCCUCCGCACCCUUUCCCCGCUGGCCUUCGGUACCGUCGCCGCCUGGUCCCUGCUGCCCGUGACCAUGCGCAAUGUCUCCGACUUGGUCUGGGAGUAUGAGAAGAAGGUCCCCGCCGUGGCCGAGCAGCAUCUGGCUAUCCGUGAGAAGGCGGAGCAGCUGUGGUACACCGGUCUGGCGCACGGCGGUAUGGCCCGCCACAUGAUGGAGGAGAAGAUCGGGGAGACGAGGAAGAAGCUGGAGGAGUUGGUGAGCAAGGGCCACUAG
Aspergillus clavatus NRRL 1 is the source of this 723-nucleotide messenger RNA. RefSeq names its product MICOS complex subunit MIC26/MIC27. Gene Ontology annotation, cellular component: mitochondrial crista junction; MICOS complex. The transcript has 3 exons. The record is from RefSeq and is a predicted model, not a curated record. NCBI's taxonomy places the organism in Eukaryota, Fungi, Ascomycota, Eurotiomycetes, Eurotiales, Aspergillaceae. Gene Ontology annotation, biological process: cristae formation. The coding region runs from base 1 to 723 and encodes 240 amino acids.